This is a messenger RNA of Lethenteron reissneri (Far Eastern brook lamprey), 4701 nucleotides long. RefSeq names its product TNFAIP3 interacting protein 2 (gene TNIP2). NCBI's taxonomy places the organism in Eukaryota, Metazoa, Chordata, Hyperoartia, Petromyzontiformes, Petromyzontidae. The record is from RefSeq and is a predicted model, not a curated record. Gene Ontology annotation, biological process: toll-like receptor 2 signaling pathway; cellular response to lipopolysaccharide; positive regulation of canonical NF-kappaB signal transduction.
UGGGCGUUGUGCUGCCAGAAGACGAAGAGCGACGUUUGGGACUUCGGCUCUCCGAUCGAUGGGCACGCCGCGACAACAAACACCAACUUCUACUGCUGCUGCUGCUGUUGUUGUUGCUGCUGUUGGUGACUUUUAAUCGGUUUAAAAGUUGUAGGCCACGCGGGUUGUGGCAGCGGCGACAGACCGCGAAUCUUGCGACGCAAGAUCUCAAUCCUCUAGCGGCGGGGCGAGGGGGGGGGUUGUGAGACCUCAUCGUCUUACGUGGGUGGUGGUGGUGGUGGUGGUGUUGGUGGUGGUGUGAGACCUCAACAUCUUUGCGGGAGGUUGUGGCGUGCGGGUGUUGGUGGUGGUGGUGUGCGAGGCGACAUCCUGGGGGCGAUGGACGACGAGGCCGAGGAGGCGGCCCCGAGGCCGGCGCGCCACCACCACGACCACCACCACCACCAGCAGGGUGGCCACCACCACGACCACCACCAGCAGCAGGGUGGCCACCACCACCAGCAGCAGCAGGGUGGUGGUGGUGGUCGUGGUGGCGGCCACGAGACCCUCACUUUGCUGCUGCACGAGGCCCGCACCGAGUCGGCUCUUGCUCAGCGGCGGCUCUCGCGGGCCCGACUCGAGCUGCGGGAGACGCAGUCGCGGCUCGCCCGCUACGAGCCCUGCCGGGUGCUCAGCCUGGGGGGCGGUGGUGGUGAUGGUGGUGGUGGAGAUGGUGGUGGUGGUCGUGGUGGUGGAGGAGAUGACGACGGCCGGUGGGCAGCAGCAGCAGCAGGAGGAGGAGAGGAGCCGCUGGCGGUGUUCUCCGUGCGGAGCGGCCGUCACCUGGUGGAGAGCCUCGCCCUGGAGGUGGCGCGGCUGAGUUCGAGGCGCCUCGGCGGCGGUCGUGGCGGUGAUGGUGGUGUUGGUGGUCGUGGUGGUCGUGGUGGUGGCGGUGUUGGUGUUGAUGGUGGUCGUGGUGAUGGUGGCGCGGGGAGGGAGCCGCACGCCACGGGGCUCGGCACAGACGAGCUGUUGGAUGUGAUCAUGGUGCUGGAGCGGUCUCUGUCGGAGAAGGAUGCGAAGUGGGCCGAGGCGUUGAAGGACGGGGCGGGCGAGGACCUGCCGGGCGAUGGGGAGCGCGGUGACGUGCCCGCUCACGAGCUGCGCGUGCGCCUCGCUGCUGCCACCGAGAUGUGCCAACAGCUCAGCCGCAGGCUUCGGCAGGACGGGCCGGGCAGCACGAGAGUUCGGGACGCCGUCAAGGAGGAGUGGUCAGGUGAAGAGGACCGUCAGCAAAAGGCGUUGCAGCGAUUGGCUCAACUGGAAGAGGAGAACGAAAAACUGCGCAGCGACCUCAGUCACGAGAGGGAGGAGAACGUGCGCUGGAGACAUUACGAAGCCUCGCUGCAGGAGUGCAUUCAGAGCCUGCAGUCGCAGGUCUUGCAGCUGCACGGCCAACUCGCCGCCGCGUCCGGCGAAGGCGGCGGCGCGGCGACCUCGAGCGACCCCGCGGACCCGCGGCACGGCGGCGAACCGGCGGCCUCCGAAGCGUCUUGGCGCCGGCCGGAUCACGCCAGGGCCGUGCCGGUGGAGGCGCUGGACUCGAGCCAGUGGCGGAACCCCGGGGAGGCGAGGUCCGUGUGCUGCGGCGACGCCCUGCAGAGGCACUUCGACGCGGAGGAGUUGAACGCUCUGCGGGCGGAGGUAGCGAGACUGAAGGGCAUGCUGGAGGAGAUUCUCGGAGGCCAGGAUGUGGAGGAGCUGGCCUCGCUGAGGGCCUUCGUGGGAUCCCAGGAGAAUAAGAUCGCCAGGCUGCAGGCGGAGCUGCACAGGAAGGACGCAGCUCACAGGGAGCUGCACGCAAUGUUGCGGAAAGUGGAGGUGGAGCGGGCGGAUGAGCGCAAGUCUUCAAAAGAUUACAAGGAAAACAUUGACUUGCUGAAGCAGCAGAUGAUCAUAUACCAAGAGGACUUCAGGUCGGAGAGGAACGACCGCGAGAGGGCACAGGCGUCUAUCCAGAAGCUGCAAGAGGAAAAUGCGAAGCUACGCCAGCAGGCCUCCAGCUUGGAGAGGAUGAGCCCCAGAGCUAUGGAGGGCGGUGGGCCCCAUCGAUCGGACAGGCUCAACCCUGACAUCGAGCCGGCUGAGCGCGUGGCUGGGCAGGCGUCUCCCGAGGGCGCCACACCAAGACCAAGAGAUGAGGCGCUGGGCUGGCAGGGCGCCCGGAGGUAUUGAGGCUGUGCUGUUGGCCCAGCCUUAGCGAGUGAGGGUGCGCAAGCGAGCUCAUGUCUUGAGCGUUCGAGGUUCCCAGCUACCCAGCUUCCCGAUGGCGUUCGGGUCGAACCGCACGUUGGACAGCUUCGUGGUCCAUCCUAAACCACAUCUGCUGCACAAACCGUGGCAGCAGCGUGCGACCGAGGUCAUCCAGAACAGACCGUACAAUGCAUAACGAUGCAAAUGCCCGAUCCACAAAUACGAAGGAGACAUCGCAGCGAUACAACCCUGCUCGUCCUGACGUCUGAAUUGACCAUCUGAAUGUGAAAUUGUAGUCGUUCUGUAUUUACAUCAGCCGUACGAACGAAGAAAGACGUCUAGGUUUUGCUCCACGUGCUGGUCAAAUCCGCAAUGAGAAAACCCGCGAUGGGCAAAGUCUUAAGUGUAUAUCGUGUUACAUAUACUCCUGAAGUGCAGUGUAUCGUCCGCACACACAAACAAUACUAAAUGUUUAUAUAAUACACUAGCUUUACUACCCGGCUUCGCCCAAGACCUAGGAUACUUGUCUUGGAUUAAUACACGGCCUACGCGGAGGGUGGGGGGGGGAUGCGUGACGUCAACAGGCAAACUGCGUCACGCUGCCGCAUGCGGGUGACAUCACAGAUUUCGAACAGACACACCUAUUCACAAAUUUCCCUUUUAUAUAUUUAGAAUUAUGCUAAAAUAUUCAGAUCUACUGUGUGACAUGUAUUGGGAGGCCAACCAUGUCCUUUGACCAGCAGCAAACAUAGUAGCAUUGCAUUUCAUCCCAACAUUCGCUCACUUUUAAAAAGCACGACACUAAUUAUUUCUGGGUAUAAAAUCUCUCAAGUUCGACUUUGUUGCGGAAUGGAGCCCCAGGGGAACUCAUCCGCAGAUCUUAAAGUCCGACGCAGUGCCCCACCACCCCAUUUGUCAAGUUUGGAUUGAAAUAGAUAUUCUUUCAAAAAUAAGCAUCAUAUGUGUGGUUUGAAAGACAUGUUUAUUUAAGACUCAGAUUUACUUGAAAAAAAGUGAUUUUACAAACGUCAAUGUAAAAAAAAGUUAUCUUUUAACUUUCCUCUUAGCAUAUAGUUAAUGCUUGUUUUGCACGUUGUCAUUUAUGUUGUGAUGUGUACAGUAUUCCCUCGUUAUUCGCGAACUCUCUAUCCACGAUUUUGGCUAUCCGUGAAUUGCAUCUGGAACUCUACACGACAACUGCAUCGAGAGAAAGAGAUAAAGUGAUGAGAGAGCGAGAGAGAACUUCUCAAAUUUUUAGAAGUGUCUGCAGACGUUGCGUGUACGAUAACCAUAGGCCAAUAUCGUUUACCGCGGAAUUUGCUAUUCACAAGCAUUUCCGGAACGUAUCCUUCCUCGCGAAUAACGAGCGAAAAGCUGUACUCAACACCAUUGUGCAUUUUGAUAAAAGCAUCCAAAUUGGGGUGUUUUUUUCUGUGUGCAAUAUCUAUUAUAUUACUCCUUGGUUAUUUCGGUAAAGUCACGUAGAAAGAAAAUAUCUACGUGACUUUACCGAAAGCACCAAAGAGUAAUUCCUGCAGUCACGAAAGCUUCAAGUCUAUAAUAUUGCUGCAGAUCUCUUCAGAACGUGCGCUUGGAGUACUCGGAAGGAGCUGUUAUAAUUGGGCCCGGUGCAGUGUCCAGGCCUGCUCAGGGCCCCCCGUGGAAGCAAGAAAUCCGCCGCCAUCGGCCGAGGCCACGCGUCUCGUUGGACGCUGCAUUUCUGAUGAUGAUCAUGAGCAAUGUAUGUAGGACUUAUUUUGCACCGUACAUAGCCAAACAUGCUAUUCAGAGCUGAGGGGGGGGGGGGGGGCGAAGCAGCCACGGGUCAUCUUCGAGAUCAAGGGUAUUAUUUUAGAUGAGUUGGAGUAAGUUCCUAUUGAGCUCGCAAACAAAAUGGCCAAAUCACAGAAUCUGAUUUGAUCGUUUCUUGAUUGAAAUUGUAUAUUCUUUCUGCCUUGUCCUUCACGAAGUUAGAUAUCAGAUGUUUUGGUGGUGGCCCCUCUUCAGAUGAGGGGGAUAAAUCGAUUUUGUGGUUGGAGAUCACACUUCAAGUGUGGUGGCAUUGAGAAAGUUAAAAUGUUAAAGAUGGCUGCCAGAGGAGCACAUGAGAUGUGUUCACGUCUCAGCCACGCACACCUCUGCAAUUCACCCGUACACGAGUCCACCUCCACGAGGGGAGCUCUGGGUAUCUACUGUUAUCGUGUUUUUUUCCCGAUUGUAGUAAUCUGUCUUAUUUAUAAUAUUCAGCUUUAUUACUUUUAAAUGAUAGUACCUUAGUUACAUUGAUAGUUUAAACAAAAUGGCUUGUAUUCUCUAUAUUACAAGUGUUGGGAAUUCAUCUAAAUUUUAUUUUAUGUAACAUGCUCAAAGAUGCCUCCACUGUGGUGUAUAAUAAAGAUUAUUUAAUGUUUGUAAAUGAUGUAAACACCUUUUAAGAUAUUUGGUAGAAAAUAAAUCCUUUAAAAGUAA